Messenger RNA from Aspergillus aculeatinus CBS 121060, 2314 nucleotides. RefSeq lists its product as uncharacterized. The record is from RefSeq and is a predicted model, not a curated record. The coding region runs from base 1 to 2190 and encodes 729 amino acids. Lineage: Eukaryota; Fungi; Ascomycota; Eurotiomycetes; Eurotiales; Aspergillaceae. The transcript is spliced from 2 exons.
AUGAGUGCUGGGAACGACAAACCCCUGGAAGGGGCCCCCGGGCUUCUUUCUACCUGGUGGGGUCAAUUCCGUUAUACGACUAUUCCGUUAUUAUCAAACAACACACAGCAACAAAAGCAGCCACGAUGGAAGACCUGGCUCCCUCACGGUCUUUCACAAGACCCCAAUGAAGGACAAGAAGGACGAGAGUGGCUCAAGGGAGCCGUCAUCUGCUCCUUGAUCACUGCGACAAUCCUGGCCGUCAAUUCCAUCAUGUUGAUUGUGGCACUCAUCUUCGCCUAUCGCCAGUCGAGCAACCACGGUCAAUUUCAGAUGGUCGAGCUCUUCACGGGGAAUUGCUCCCUGGCAAAUCGCUCCGCGACGGGCAUACAUGUAGUGAUCAACGUCUUGGGAACGAUUUUACUUGGGGCCAGCAGCUACGUUAUGCAGUGCCUAGGUGCGCCCUCUCGCUCGGAUAUCGACCGGGCCCACGCGCGCUCGCGCUGGCUGAAUAUAGGGACCUUUAGUUUUCGCAAUUUUGCGAUAAUGAGUCCCAAACGAAAAGUUCUGUGGGGGCUACUGCUGCUCAGUUCCACUCCGAUCCAUGUGAUUUACAACUCGGUCAUCUACUCAUCCAUUGCGAAGCUCGACUCCGGGUCGCUCUUGAUCCCGCACGACCUCUCGUCGAACGAGUCUUUGGUCAACGAUGUGGCGAGCCGCGAGAGAUUCCGGGCCAGAAUUGGCCUCGAUCCGGCGAUUGUGCAACAGCGGAUCUUCGAUGGAACUUUCACCAAUUUGACAGACAAGGAUUGUUGGGCCAAGCGGGCCGAUGAGACUUUAUACAGUACACUUGUCUAUGUCGUUGACAGGAAGUACUUUCACAAUACGAGCAGUCUGUGGGUAGACGGGGGACAGAACCCUUCCUCCGAGAACUACUACCCUGUGGAACCAGUCUACUGGAGCUAUCGCGUGUGGAACUACACAACUGUCGCGAGCGGGCAUCCAUACCAGUUCAACUUUGCCGAUGAUUCUUUCCAAAGGCUGUGGAACCCCUACGACAAAACUAACGCAAGCACUGCGUUGCAGGCUGACGUGAUGGGUCUGCUAAGUUACAAUUCGCAAUACAAUCCGACUCAGGAGGCUCUGCGCGAGUACUUAGACACCCCCUCACACUGGCAGAAUAGCUCCUGGGCAGCCGCAACGACAUUCGAGUUCUUCGAAGAAGGCGACUUGGAGCUUGGAAUAUAUCCACAGGUCCCUGUUUCGCACUGUCUUAUGGAUGAAAGCCGACAGCGCUUCGUUGUCAACCCCGACGAACCCUCCCCUACAGAAGCCCCAUCUACACCUGUCAAUCCCACUAACCCAGCUCCUAGCUACAUAUCAUGCAUCGCAGUGAGCUUUGCCCUUCUCUUCCACGGCAUCGGUUCCGAUACCUUCCACGAGGCCAUGUCCAUCGGCUUCAGCAAGUACUCGGAAUCCUAUCUAGCCAACACGAACACCACAAACAUCCUCGCCCUUGUACUGUUAGCCAAUACUCCCCAGCUCGGCUUGUCCAUCCUAUACUUUGUGACCAACGGCGUCUUGACCUGCAUGCUCCUUGACGCUGAGCUCCAGCGGUACGCCACGCGACGCCGCUCACUCCGCUGUUCCUGGCCCAAGGGCCAACAACGAUCGACCUACUACCUGACUCUGCCUUACCGGUACAGCCUCCCGCUGCUGACGGCAUCCGCUUCGCUUCACUGGCUUCUAUCCCAGAGCUUCUUUUUUGUUCACAUCCGGCGGGUCGAUAUCUCCCAGCGAUACGUAGUGGAUGAGGCGCGGGGAUGCUGCUACUCCCCGUUAGCGAUUUUCAUCACGAUCUGGGUCGCUGUUGCGGGGCUCUUGGUGGUUGUAGGGCUCGGGUUCCGGCGGUUCGAGAGCGGGAUGCCGCUAGCCGGGGGCUGUAGUAUGGUUUUGUCCGCACUGUGCCAUCCACCGGAGGAUGAUGAGGGCGCGGCCGAAAAGACGGUGAUGUGGGGUGAGAUUCCAAAAGGGCCUGAGCUAGGUCCUACACAGAAUGACAAGAGGAGAGUCGAAGAGAGGUUUAUGGAGGGUACGGGGGCGACGGGGGCUGCCACUGCCGCCCGGGAUGGAACGAUGGAAGGAUAUGCACACUGUUCAUUUAGUUCCUUGGAAGUGACGGCGCCAGGGCUGGAUCGGUUAUAUGCUUGAUUGGCUUGCGCUGUACCCCUUGUCUGUAUCCUGGAUGUACGUACUAGGGCAAGGCUGCCUUCCUUUAUCUGCUGUUGCAAGCCUUAUAGAAGAAUACUCCCGGGAAGAGCUGCAAGAUGCUGGG